Messenger RNA from Myodes glareolus (Bank vole), 2003 nucleotides. Lineage: Eukaryota; Metazoa; Chordata; Mammalia; Rodentia; Cricetidae. The record is from RefSeq and is a predicted model, not a curated record.
CCGGCUUCUCGAUGCUGCUCUUCGGUGUGUCGCUCGCCUGCUACUCGCCCAGCCUCAAGUCGGUGCAGGACCAGGCGUACAAGGCACCCGUGGUGGUGGAGGGCAAGGUACAGGGACUGGCCCCGGCAGGCGGCUCCAGCUCUAACAGCACCCGCGAGCCGCCCGCCUCGGGUCGGGUGGCGCUGGUGAAGGUGCUGGACAAGUGGCCGCUCCGGAGCGGGGGGCUGCAGCGCGAGCAGGUGAUCAGCGUGGGCUCCUGUGUGCCGCUCGAAAGGAACCAGCGCUACAUCUUUUUCUUGGAGCCCACUGAGCAGCCCUUAGUUUUUAAGACGGCCUUUGCCCCGGUCGACCCUAACGGCAAAAACAUCAAGAAAGAGGUGGGCAAGAUCCUGCGCCGCGCUCCGGCACUGGGGCUGCAAGCGGCGGGGGCGCAGCGGCAGCGGAGAGCCGAGGCCGUCCCUCCGCCCGGGACCCCGGGCAGCAUGUCGGAACCCAGGAGGAGGGGCCGCGGCCGCGGCAAGAAGCACCGAGAGGGGAGGAAGCGGGAUCGGGAGCCUGAUCCUGGGGAGAAAGCUACCCGGCCCAAACUGAAGAAGAUGAAGAGCCAGACAGGAGAGGUGGGUGAGAAGCAGUCGCUGAAGUGCGAGGCAGCAGCGGGGAACCCCCAGCCCUCCUACCGCUGGUUCAAGGAUGGCAAGGAGCUCAACCGGAGUCGUGACAUUCGCAUCAAGUACGGCAAUGGCAGAAAGAACUCCCGACUCCAGUUCAACAAAGUGAAGGUGGAGGAUGCCGGGGAGUAUGUCUGCGAGGCGGAGAACAUCCUUGGGAAGGACACCGUGCGGGGCCGACUCCACGUUAACAGCGUGAGCACCACUCUAUCAUCGUGGUCGGGACAUGCCCGGAAGUGCAACGAGACGGCCAAGUCCUACUGUGUGAAUGGAGGCGUGUGCUACUACAUCGAGGGCAUCAACCAGCUCUCCUGCAAGUGUCCUGUGGGAUACACCGGGGACAGGUGUCAGCAGUUCGCAAUGGUCAACUUCUCCAAGCACCUUGGAUUUGAGUUAAAGGAGGCUGAGGAGCUGUACCAGAAGAGAGUCCUGACAAUUACUGGCAUCUGUGUGGCUCUGCUGGUCGUGGGCAUCGUCUGUGUGGUCGCCUACUGCAAGACCAAAAAACAGCGGAGACAGAUGCAUAACCAUCUCCGACAGAACAUGUGUCCAGCCCACCAGAACCGGAGCCUGGCCAACGGGCCCAGCCACCCUCGGCUGGACCCUGAGGAGAUCCAGAUGGCUGAUUACAUCUCCAAAAAUGUGCCAGCCACAGACCAUGUGAUCCGGAGGGAAACUGAGACCACAUUCUCUGGGAGCCACUCCUGCUCACCUUCUCACCACUGCUCCACAGCCACGCCCACCUCCAGCCACAGACAUGAGAGCCACACGUGGAGCCUGGAACGUUCGGAGAGCCUGACCUCGGACUCCCAGUCAGGCAUCAUGCUGUCAUCAGUGGGCACCAGCAAGUGCAACAGCCCAGCCUGUGUGGAGGCGCGAGCGCGGAGGGCAGCGGCCUACAGCCAGGAGGAGCGGCGCAGGGCUGCUGUGCCACCCUACCACGACUCCAUAGACUCCCUGCGUGACUCUCCGCACAGUGAGAGGUACGUGUCGGCCUUGACCACGCCCGCGCGCCUCUCGCCCGUGGACUUCCACUACUCGCUGGCCACGCAGGUGCCGACCUUCGAGAUCACGUCGCCCAACUCUGCGCAUGCCGUGUCGCUGCCGCCCGCCGCGCCCAUCAGCUACCGCCUGGCGGAGCAGCAGCCGCUCCUGCGCACGCCUUUCCUCGGCCUGCGAGCGGCGCACGACGCGCUGCGCUCGGACUCGCCGCCGCUGUGUCCGGCGGCCGACAGCAGGACUUACUACUCCCUGGACAGCCACAGCACGCGCGCCAGCAGCAGACACAGCCGUGGGCCGCCCACGAGGGCCAAGCAGGACUCGGGGCCCCUCUAG